This is a messenger RNA of Protopolystoma xenopodis, 291 nucleotides long. The record is from the annotation of a GenBank genome assembly. Lineage: Eukaryota; Metazoa; Platyhelminthes; Monogenea; Polystomatidea; Polystomatidae.
AUGUUGGAGUAUCGUCCACUUCGUUGGGAGAGAUUUGCCGAAAAAAAGAUAAGGUUGGGGCGUCUUAUCACCAGCCUGCCUUAUCUGUUGCCGUAUCGGGACGCCCAGACUAGGCCAAGCAGACAAGAGCUCGAGUCCCAAAAUGAAUGCGUUCGAGACCUGUUCCAUUCGACUCAAAUUCAGUUUUAUCCCACCAACUCGGCUCUUGACCCCCUGUUGCCGAGUGUAAGAAGCUAUCUUAUGCCAGCCGACUCCUAUUCCCUUUUAUUCGCCCUCAACUUUCCAGCAUAG